CGUGAAGCGGCGUAGAAGCACCGCUGGCACCCGUACCGCCGCUGCCAUUAGGUAUCUCACCUGCUGCGUCCCGUGGCACCAACGUCUCUGGCAUAGCAGUGCCGCCCUCCCCAAAUCGUCCUGACAUCGAGCUGUGCCCGAGAAGCCGUGGAAGCCGGGGAUGCAGUGGUUGUCUGCGGAUAUCUUCCAGCAAGACAGCUGCAACCCGCGACCCAGAAGCUCUUUUUCCAGCAAACAACAUGUCCAACUCCGAGGGCGUUUCUCGAAGCAGGGGCCUACCAGUGGUAAGAAGCGAUGUCGCGCUGGGAGCUACGGCCAGAGUGGCCUGCUAGUUGCAUUGGCGUUUAUUCACUGUUGCCACUUGUGCCAUGCAGCGCACAUAUCGCUUAUAGACAAGGAAGUUACUCAGGCUAUCGAUUCGAAGGUAGGUUCAGCACGAGUGUUGAAGAUAUUGCGAUUUCCAUUAUUCUUCGUCCGCUGCACACCAAGGUCUCCAGGCAAAACACAGUGCGAUCGUCAAAUGGACAAACAUGGACAGUAGACCUCACUCAUCCCCUUAGCAGCAACACAGCACAGCACAAUGAGUAAUAUCUUGUGUAUUCGCUCAUCCUCCUCCACCUCUACUCUACCUACUCUACAGCCACAUCCAUAUGAUUCAUCUUACCUUUGCAUGUCAACAAGCUGUUCAAACACUUGACGCUGCGUGUACAGUAUAUGCAAAGCUUCCAACCAAAUGCUGAUCCAGAUGCUCU
This is a messenger RNA of Didymella exigua CBS 183.55, 752 nucleotides long. RefSeq lists its product as uncharacterized. The coding region runs from base 161 to 541 and encodes 126 amino acids. The transcript has a single exon. The record is from RefSeq and is a predicted model, not a curated record. NCBI's taxonomy places the organism in Eukaryota, Fungi, Ascomycota, Dothideomycetes, Pleosporales, Didymellaceae.